Messenger RNA from Medicago truncatula (barrel medic), 1634 nucleotides. Its product is annotated as mevalonate kinase. The transcript has 5 exons. NCBI's taxonomy places the organism in Eukaryota, Viridiplantae, Streptophyta, Magnoliopsida, Fabales, Fabaceae. The record is from RefSeq and is a predicted model, not a curated record. Gene Ontology annotation, molecular function: ATP binding; mevalonate kinase activity. Bases 206 to 1372 code for a protein of 388 amino acids. Gene Ontology annotation, cellular component: cytoplasm; cytosol. Gene Ontology annotation, biological process: isoprenoid biosynthetic process; isopentenyl diphosphate biosynthetic process, mevalonate pathway.
ACAUGGAACUCGAACGAGGACUGUGAUGCUUAGCAUGGGAUGUGUAUUCAAUUCAUUCAAGACGAACAACAACCAAAAAUACGAUGUCGUUUUCAAUAAUGACCAUUAUCGGAGAAAUCAAUGAUUAUUUAUAUAAAUAUAGUUAGAUUAGAUCAUAGUCAUAGAUGAUAGAACAGAGACAAAAUCAAAUAAUCAAUCCCAAUCAAUGGAGGUUAAAGCCAGAGCUCCCGGAAAAAUCAUCUUAGCCGGGGAACACGCCGUUGUUCACGGAUCAACCGCCGUUGCUUCUUCUAUUGACUUAUACACCUACGUUUCUCUCCGCUUUUCCACUCCUUCUUCUGAGAAUGAAGAAUCGUUGAGACUUUUGUUAAAGGAUACGGCAUUGGAAUUCGAAUGGCCUAUAAGUAGAAUAAGAGAAGCUUUUCCUGAAUCUGUUUCUUUGUUAUCUUCAACUCCUAAUUCAUGUUCUGUUGAGUGUGCUAAAUCAAUUGCUUCUUUAGUUGAAGAGCUUAAUAUACCUGAAGCUAAAAUUGGACUUGCUUCUGGUGUUGCCGCUUUUCUUUGGUUAUAUUCUUCUAUUCAAGGAUUUAAGCCUGCUACUGUCGUUAUUAAUUCUGAUCUUCCUUUGGGAUCGGGUUUGGGUUCAUCCGCGGCAUUCUGUGUGGCACUGGCGGCUGCAUUUCUUGCUGUCACUGAUUCUGUUUCUGUGGAUGUGAUACGGCAAGGAUGGCAUUCUUUUGGGGAGAAGGAACUUGAUUUGGUAAAUAAAUGGGCUUUUGAAGGCGAGAAGAUCAUCCAUGGAAAGCCAUCAGGAAUUGACAACACAGUUAGUUCAUAUGGUAACAUAAUCAGCUUCAAGUCUGGUAACUUGACACGGAUGAAGUCAAACGCUUCCCUUAAAAUGCUCAUUACCAACACGAGAGUAGGUAGAAACACAAAAGCAUUGGUGGCUGGUGUUUCUGAGAGAAUGCUGAGGCACCCAGAUGCCAUGGCUUUUGUGUUUACUGCUGUUGAUUCUAUCAGCAAAGAAUUGACUACCGUUCUCCAGUCACCUACACCGGAUGAGCUCUCUGUUACUACGUUAGAAGAGAAGGUAGAAGAGCUAAUGGAAAUGAAUCAAGGACUGCUCCAGAGUAUGGGGGUCAGUCAUGCCACAAUAGAAACUGUUCUUCGAACAACAUUGAAGUACAAGUUAUCUUCUAAGUUGACAGGAGCUGGUGGUGGGGGAUGUGUUCUGACAUUGCUUCCAACUUUGCUAUCGCCCACAGUUGUUGAUAAAGUGAUUGCUGAACUGGAGUCGAACGGGUUCCAAUGUUUCACUGCCGGAAUUGGUGGGAAUGGUGUUGAAAUUAGUUUUGAACAUUCAUCUUAAUGUCUAUUUUUUAUUUUUCCUAGGAGUGAAGUCAAUGAUCAAGGGAUCUGAUCCCAGAAUCAAUAAACAGUAUGGGAGUAUAUGUAUCUCUUUUUAACAUUCUUGUGCAUUUUUAAAAAAUUUAAGACAGGCCAAUGUAAUGUGGUAGCUCACACUCUUGUAGGGUAGAAGCUUUUGCUCAGUUGUUUGUUUACUUCCAUUACUGAUUGUAUUUGUUCAUCUGAUUUAAAGUGAAAUUCAAUUGUCUUUUUACAGUCAAAAA